AUGGCCGAACGCGCGGCCUACGACCGGGCGGCCUACGACCGCGCGGGCUAUGACCGGGCUGCUGCUGCGUCUGCGGCUGCUGCCGGGCCCCCGGGCUACGACCGGGCGGGCUACGGCGCGACGCCGGCGCGCCUGUACGACACGUACUUUCAGAACACGCGCGGGAUGGAGGGCUACGGCAUGGGCGGCGCGAUGCCGCCCGCCGCCCUGGGCGACCUCGGGCUCGGCUACUACUCGGACCUCGUGCACGGGCCCGGAGCCGGGCACCUCCAGCCCAUGUGCGUCAGCGGGGGCGGCUUGUGCAAGCCGAACCCCUACAUGACAGCGUGCGGGGGCGCGAGGUAG
This is a messenger RNA of Emiliania huxleyi CCMP1516, 345 nucleotides long. RefSeq lists its product as hypothetical. Lineage: Eukaryota; Haptophyta; Isochrysidales; Noelaerhabdaceae. The coding region runs from base 1 to 345 and encodes 114 amino acids. The record is from RefSeq and is a predicted model, not a curated record. The transcript has 2 exons.